AUGACCCAGUACGAUACGUCGCCAUGGCCGGUCAAAGAUAUUGUUUAUACGAGCGUCGUAGGCUCGGUAAUGAUUGCAGCUUUCCUCGAAUGGUUCCUUUGGCUUGCGGCAUUCAUAUAUUGCCUAGUUAAGGUUUACAGCAAAGCUGAACACUGGUCUGUAAAAGUCCUAGCCGUGGUCGUCGGUACCGUUUUCAGUCUCUUGAGGUGCAUAUUCCUACCCAUCAUGGUUGUCACCCUUCCGCUACCAAGCCAUAUAACUCAAUACUUCCCGCUUUCACUAGUCACCGUCCUUCAAUGGUUCGGCUUCUGGAGCUUUGCAGCUCUGCUGACGAUCCCUUGGCUCCUCUGCGUUUAUCAAAUUGUUACCAACUCCCUUGGUCGAACCAAGCGCAUAAAACAGGUCUUAGAUGAGCACUCGGCGCCAAAAGUGGUUAUUGUCAUGCCCUGUUACAAGGAAGAUCCCGAUACCCUGGUAACUGCAAUUGACUCCGUGGUGGACUGCGAUUAUCCUCCAUCUUGCAUCCACGUAUUUCUUUCAUUCGACGGUGAUCAAGAGGACGAAUUAUACCUCAAGACUAUCGAGAAACUGGGCGUGCCAUUAUCUCUUGAUACCUACCCCAAGAGUAUCGACGUAACAUACCGGACUGCCCGUAUCACAGUAUCCCGGUUUCCGCAUGGGGGGAAGAGGCACUGCCAGAAAGCUACUUUCAAGCUUAUCGACAAGGUCUAUACAGAGUAUCUGAAAAGAAAUGAUAACCUCUUCAUUCUCUUCAUUGACUCGGAUUGUAUCUUGGACCGCGUAUGCCUCCAGAAUUUCGUGUACGAUAUGGAACUCAGCCCGGGCAACUCCAGAGAUAUGUUGGCAAUGACCGGCGUCAUCACCUCGACGACCAAGAAACACAGUCUUAUUACCCUCCUUCAGGACAUGGAGUAUAUCCACGGUCAGCUUUUCGAGCGCACAGUUGAAUCCGGAUGCGGGGCUGUGACUUGCUUACCUGGAGCGCUCACGAUGCUUCGAUUUUCCGCCUUCAGAAGAAUGGCCAAGUACUACUUCGCUGAUAAAGCAGAGCAAUGUGAGGAUCUCUUCGAUUACGGAAAAUGCCAUUUAGGGGAGGAUAGAUGGCUUACUCAUCUAUUCAUGAUUGGUGCAAAGAAGCGCUAUCAGAUUCAAAUGUGCACUUCUGCUUUUUGCAAAACAGAAGCAGUCCAAACAUAUCGAUCCCUCAUCAAGCAGCGGCGACGAUGGUUCUUAGGCUUUAUCACAAAUGAAGUCUGUAUGUUGACGGAUAUUCGAAUUUGGAAGAGAUACCCAGUCUUAGCUGUGGUCAGAUUCAUGCAAAACACCAUUCGGACGACCGCACUCCUAUUUUUCAUAAUGAUAAUAUCCAUUAUCUCCACCUCAAAGAAAGUCCAGGAUCUUCCAGUUGGGUUUAUUGGGAUUUCGCUCGGACUUAACUGGGUCAUGAUGAUCUACUUUGGUGCAAAACUGAGGCGCUUCAAGAUCUGGUUAUAUCCCCUUAUGUUCAUUAUCAACCCCUUCUUCAAUUGGUACUAUAUGGUAUAUGGCAUCUUCACCGCCGGCCAGAGAACAUGGGGAGGCCCUCGAGCAGAUGCAGGUGCUGCUGACUCAAGCAUGACACCCCAGCAGGUUAUUGAGAAGGCUGUUGCCGAGGGAGAUGAGCUCAACGUUGUCCCAGAAACCUUCAAGCCGGCGGCCGAGGCUCAAAAGAAUCGUAUGGUCCGCACUGGUGUACCUCUAAUGCCUCCUGAGCAGAUCGAGGGCCGAUUCACGGCACCCGAGAGGCUUCCAGGUGGGUGGUACCAUCAGGACAAUGAAUCUAUUGGGAGUACGGAGUUUGGAGGUUUUGGCUCAUCUAGUCAGUGGCGACCUCCAGCACAUUCACGGGGCUCCUUCGAUAGUGGCUUCUCGCUACCGACCAACAACAGCUCAGUAUAUAUGCCUCGACGUGUGGAGAGCAUUAUGGGAGACGAAGAUAAAAAGAAGUAUGCAAUGGCUCAAGCGACCCAGAAGGCGGCAGGAGGCGCUUAUAUGAGCGGCCCUCCCCGAGGCAAGGUCUAUGAAAUUUCAGAAGCAGAUCCCAGGGAGGACUGGAAGGAUUCUGUUGAAUCGUUUGGGUCUUAUUACGACCGACCGGAAUUGCGGCAACGCGAUGCCAACUACAGCGAUGCAGAUGUUUAUAGCUCGCCAGAAGCUGGACCAUCAGCACAACCUUUAACUGCUCCUCAGGUGCCCCAGACGGCAUCCAAUAAUACAAAUCGAGGCAGUGGGGGAAGUCCGCUUGCCCGAGCCAAUACUUCCGGGGCCGAUUCAAACGAGAGUGCCAUAGAACUGGAGGAGCAGCCGCGGGUGGCUUCAUAUACGCAACACCUUCGCGGACAGUCUCAAUGGAGAUGA
Molecule: messenger RNA, 2418 nt
Organism: Venustampulla echinocandica
Lineage: Eukaryota; Fungi; Ascomycota; Leotiomycetes; Helotiales; Pleuroascaceae
Product: Nucleotide-diphospho-sugar transferase
Exons: 3
Coding region: 1-2418 (805 amino acids)
Cellular component (GO): cell septum; cell periphery
Molecular function (GO): chitin synthase activity
Source: RefSeq, a predicted model, not a curated record